UCAUUUCAAUGUUCAACUCUGCUCCUUCAGUUUCAAUCUUUGCAAUCCAAUCCAAUCCAAAAACUACUACUGCUGCAGUUGCUGUUCUACUACCAAGAUUGGGCUGGUGAUUAGCAGCUAUGUUCUUCUUCUGCUGCAAGUGCAGGAUUUCGUUGUUAAUUCUGCUGCAUCUGGUCUUGAAUUCUGCAGCAGCAUUACAAGAUGUUGAUUUCAUCUACAAUGGGUUCAAAGAUGCUGAAAAUUUGGUACUUGAUGGGAUGGCUGAUAUUACACCUAAAGGUCUGUUGAGGCUGACUCAUUCUAAAACCAAAUAUGGAGUUGGUCAUGCUUUUUACUCCAAUCCAGUUCAAUUGAAAUCUAAAGGUAACAACAUCAGUACUCCUCUUUCGUUUUCGACUACUUUCAUUUUUGCAAUAGUGCCUGAGAGUAAAAUAAGUGGGCAAGGGAUGGCUUUUGUUAUUGCACCCACAAGAGGGUUACCAGGAGGUUUGGCAAAUCAAUACUUGGGCAUUUUUAAUGAUACAAACAAUGGGAACCCAAAAAAUCAUAUUAUUGCAGUGGAGCUAGAUACUAAUAGAAAUGUUGAAUAUGAUGCUGAUAAUAACCAUAUUGGUAUUGAUAUCAAUGGAUUAAAAUCUGUCAAGGCCGAAUUUGCUAGGUACUAUACGGAUAUGAAUGGUGGGUAUAAGAAUUUGAGUCUUUCGGGUGGCGAACCUAUGCAAGUUUGGAUAGAUUAUGAUGGGGUGAUAAAUAAGCAACUUAAUGUCACAAUAGCUCCAAUUCAUUUACCUAAACCAGAUAUUCCAUUGUUGUCCUUGUCAAAAGAUCUUUCGCAUAUUCUUUUAGAUACUAUGUAUGUUGGAUUCUCUUCGUCUACUCAAACUGUGAAAGCAUUUCAUUACAUACAUGGAUGGAGUUUUAAGGUCAAUGGAAUAGCUCAAGAGCUUCAUGUACCAAGUCUUCCUGACCAUCCUAGGACUUUUAAGAAACAGGAGACAAUUGCUUUGUCAGUGCUCAUCCCAAUUGUUGUUCUGACCAUAUUUGCUGCUGCCAGCAUUAUCUACAUAUGGAAGAAGAAGUACGAAGAACUGAUAGAGGAUUGGGAAGACAUUUACGGAACGCAUAGAUUUGCAUAUAGAGAUCUUUAUAGGGCUACAAAUGGGUUUAGGGAAAAAGAGGUUAUAGGAAAUGGUGCAUUUGGUAAGGUCUACAAAGGUGUAUUACCCUCCACUAAAAGUCAAGUCGCUAUCAAGAAAGUCUCUCACGAUUCAACACGAGGAAUGCAGCAAUUCAUUGCAGAGAUUGUUAGUAUUGGCAAACUUCGACAUCGAAAUUUAGUACAACUGUAUGGUUAUUGCAGACGUAAAGGAGAGCUACUGUUGGUCUAUGACUACAUGCCCAAUGGAAGCUUAGACAAUUUCAUUUUUCGACGUCGCUCAACAGAUGGCUCGGUGAAAACAAUGCUGGAUUGGAGUCAAAGGUUUCAGAUCAUCAAAGGUAUAGCCUCUGGACUGGUUUAUCUACACGAAGAAUGGGAAAAAGUUGUGAUUCAUAGAGAUAUCAAGUCAAGUAAUGUUUUAUUGGAUGAGGAGAUGAACCCAAGAUUAGGCGAUUUUGGUCUUGCAAUGUUAUUUGAUCAUGGAACCUGUGAUGCUCCAACUUCUAGAGUAGUCGGCACACCAGGUUAUCUCGCACCAGAGAUGACUAAAAGCGGAAUGGCGUCAACUAGCACCGAUGUUUAUGCAUUCGGGGUUUUCUUGCUUGAAGUUGCUACAGGGAAGAGACCAGUAGAACUUAAAACAGCUUUAACAGGUGAAGGUUUAAUUUAUCUUGUCGACUUGGCUCUGACAAAUUGGAGGAAAGGCAUAAUUCUUGAGACAGCUGAUCCAAAUUUAGGAAGUGAGUUCGUGGUCGAACAGAUGGAAUUGGCUCUAGGACUUGGGUUGCUUUGUACCCAUACUGAUCCCGAGUGCAGACCAAGUAUGAGACGAGUCGUGCAGUACUUAAGCGGCGAUCUUACUCUGCAGCAAACGGAUAUGUCAUCUCUGGAGAGUAGCGAUACACUGAAUCAAGCAUUCACACGCCGCGCAGGUCCAGGAGAUCAACACCCUUUUUCUACAGAUAACACAAAGUCCAUGCCAAAUGGAUCGAUACCAUCAAGUCCUGUUUGAAUUUAGUGUUGUCCCGUCUCAUGUUUGUAAUCUAUUCAGUGUAUUAUAUUACAGUUUCUAAAAAUUUGAUGUUGAUUUUAUAUAUAGGGUUCGUGUUA
Molecule: messenger RNA, 2269 nt
Organism: Papaver somniferum (opium poppy)
Lineage: Eukaryota; Viridiplantae; Streptophyta; Magnoliopsida; Ranunculales; Papaveraceae
Product: L-type lectin-domain containing receptor kinase IV.2-like
Exons: 1
Coding region: 120-2171 (683 amino acids)
Biological process (GO): protein phosphorylation
Cellular component (GO): plasma membrane
Molecular function (GO): ATP binding; protein kinase activity; carbohydrate binding
Source: RefSeq, a predicted model, not a curated record